Messenger RNA from Topomyia yanbarensis, 5421 nucleotides. RefSeq lists its product as uncharacterized. Gene Ontology annotation, molecular function: nucleic acid binding. Gene Ontology annotation, biological process: DNA integration. The record is from RefSeq and is a predicted model, not a curated record. Lineage: Eukaryota; Metazoa; Arthropoda; Insecta; Diptera; Culicidae. Bases 1 to 5421 code for a protein of 1806 amino acids. The transcript has a single exon.
AUGCUGAAGGACCAGUCAGUGAGCAUAGAGCAUGAAGAGGAGUUUUUAAAAAAGAAUAAAGAGCAUUUGCUGGAGACCUUAGCACAGUUGAUGCAAAGUGCAAAGGAUCACAAGAAUGGAAAAAAUACUGAGUUGAUAGACACGUGGGCGGAAAGACUGGAAGAAAUUGCUAAGGAAUAUCGACGUGUAGUGUGUGUUUUAGAGAUGCAUGGUGGGUGCUAUAGAGAGGAACGUGCUGAGUUUGAAAAUAAAUACUGCGCCCUUCGAGCAUUUUAUACAAAACAAAUCAAGGACAACCAUGCCCAAAGUGCUCACACCGUUCACGUUCGUCAGCUCAGCCACAUUCGUUACCCUGAACUGAACCUUCCCCGUUUCACUGGCAAAUUGGAAGAUUGGUGUGUGUUCCGGGAUGCUUUCGAGUCCGCUAUAGGCAAUCGUGAGGAGGUAGCUAACAUCGAUAAGUUUCAAUAUUUGAAGGGGCUAGUUCACGGUGAGGCUGCGAGAAUCAUUGAGUCCAUUUCGGUUUGUGAUGAAGGAUACAACGAUGCGUGGCGUGCAUUGAAAUUGCGUUAUGAGAACAAGCGUCAGUUAGUUCGAUGUCACAUAAAGGCCUUGUUCGAUACUCCUGCUAUGAAAAGGGAAACAGCCGAUGAACUUUUAGGGCUGGUGGACAAAUUCGAACAGCAUAUUUCCGUUUUAAGACGUUUGGGAGAAGGUACGGAUGCCUGGAGUUCUAUGUUGGUCUACCAGUUGUCAAUUCGUUUGGAUUCCCACACGUUGCGUGAAUGGGAAAACUACUGCGCUCGCCUCGAUUCAGACAACGUAGCCGCCGUGCUUGGAGGGACGGCUGACCCUCUUUUUGAGGAUUGUGAUGAUACCAUGCCAUCUUACAUCUCGAUGGUAAACUUUCUGCAAAAUUAUGCAAGGGUUCUUCAAUCAGUUGGACCCUCUUCCCUUGCUGGACGGGAGCGCGAACCUAAGCCUAAGUCACCAGUUAAGUUUGGCGCUCAUAUUAGCUGUUCGUCCACUAAGCUAGGUCCCCAGAGCACGAGAAAAUGUGAACAGUGUAAUCAGGAUCAUUCUCUCUAUCAAUGUCCGCAAUUUCAAAGAUUGUCAGACCAACAGCGAUUGGAAUUCGUCAGAUCCAAGAAGCUGUGUCUCAAUUGCCUCCGUCAUGUCGACCAUUUUGCUAAAAAUUGUCCGUGGAAAUCAUGCAACCGAUGUCCGCGUAAACAUCACACUCUUCUCCACGGAGCACAGUUUACACAGCAGACCCCUUCUGCUCCCCAGCCUAAUGGAACAGUAACCCUUGUAGCUCAACCGACUGCUGUCGAAAGCACUCAUACUUCAACUGCUACACUGCAACCAUCGUCUGCUCAAUUUCAUUCUACACAACCACCAAAGGCCACCAGAAACCCCGCCACAGUGCAACCGUUUAGUUUGCCGGGGAAUUUUCACUACGCCACGGUUGCAUGCGAUAAGGAAAAUCAACAGAACACCGUAAUUCUUCCUACUGCGCUAGUAGAAGUUGAGGACAUUGGAGGACGCAGAAUCACAGCCAGAUGCUUGUUGGACUCAGGAUCGCAGAGUCAUUUUAUAACCCGCGCACUUUGUCAAAAACUGAAGCUUCCUUGUUCAAGUGCAUCAUCUCCCAUUCUGGUCAGCGGUAUCGGCCAGACAACUACGAAAGCAACACAAUUCGUCACCGCAAAGGUGUCGUCCAGAGCUUCUCCAUUUAUAGUUGAACCCAGACUUUUGGUUUUGCCGCACCUUGCCAUCACUCUGCCAUCAUCCACCAUUAAUAUACGAGGAUGGCAUAUCCCUGAAGCAGUACAGUUAGCCGAUCCUACAUUCCAUUUGUCAAAACAAAUCGACAUCAUUUUGGGUGCUGAGUAUUUCUUUAACACGCUACGGUAUGGUCGUAUUCAAUUGGGUGAGCGACUACCGAUACUGCAGAAUUCGGCAUUUGGAUGGUUUGUCUCCGGCGCUUGCGUGAUACCAGAUCACGACCACGCAGAUCCACGAUCCUGUUUUUCAAGCAGUACUGUAUGCCUUGAAGAACUUCUUCGUAAGUUUUGGGAACUAGAAACAGUUCGGGACUCGAAGGGAUUGUCGCCCACCGAUCGAAUUUGUGAAGAACAUUUUAUUGGUAAUACUUCGCGGACGCCUGAAGGCCGUUAUAUGGUAAAACUACCGAAACGCGAAGAAUUGAUUGUACUGCUAGGCGACAACAAAUACCAGGCCACUAGACGAUUUCUCUCAUUGGAACGUUCAUUGCAACAAGAUCCAGAACGGAUGACCAUGUACAAAGAUUUCAUCGAUCAGUAUAUAUCUUUGGGCCACAUGCGUGAGGUAAGCCCUCAAGAACUUGAGGUACGUCCACAGUUUAUACUACCACAUCAUGGAGUACUUAAACUUGACAGUAGUACUACAAAACUGAGAACAGUAUUCGAUGCGUCUUGUAAAUCACGUUCCGGAUUGGCGCUAAACGAUACGUUGCUACCUGGGCCCACUAUCCAGGAUACUCUCGUGGCGCUCGUGCUACGGUUUCGCAUUCACAGAUACGUUGUUUCAGCAGACAUCGAAAAAAUGUUUAGGCAGGUGCUGGUGCAUCCAUCCGAUCAACCAUUACAACGCAUCCUUUGGCGAGAGGAUCCCCGGGACUCCCUGAAAUUGUACCAGCUGCAGACGGUUACCUACGGGUUAAACAAUUCCCCCUUCCUAGCUACACGUGUCCUGUUACAAUUGGCUGAGGACGAGAAAAUGAAAUUUCCAGUGGCUGCUCGCAUAGCUAAGAAGGAUUUUUACGUUGAUAAUCUUCUCACCGGGGCAAACGACACGUUAGAGCUUCAACGAAUUUGUCAGCAGAUGAUUGGUCUACUCAACGCCGGCGGUUUUCCUCUUCGACAAUGGUCGUCAAAUUCUCAAGAAGUUUUGAAUAUAGUUCCAGAAAAUCUUCGCGAAACCCGCACACUGUUGGAAUUAGAUCGAGAUUCUUCUAUUACCGCUCUCGGAUUACGUUGGGAGCCAGCCGCAGAUACGCUUUCAUUCAAACCACCAAAGUGGAAAGGAAAUCCGCAGCUCACCAAACGGACUGUACUGUCACAGAUGAGCAGUCUUUUUGACCCUCUUGGGUUAGUAGGACCAAGCAUAGUUCGUGCAAAAAUUAUAAUGCAGUCUCUGUGGAAACAUCAACUCGAUUGGGACGCACCAUUGCCGUCACAGUACGCACAGGAAUGGAACAAUUACCAGCUAGAUAUACCGUGCUUGGAAAAUCUUCGAGUACCACGAGCCGCAAUAUUGUUCCCGCAUCAGGAUCUGCAGAUCCAUGGAUUCAGUGACGCGUCAGAGCAGGCAUAUGGCGCAUGCCUUUACUUGAGGUCAAUCAACGCUUCCGGACAAUGUUCUGUACAACUGCUUACAGCAAAAUCCCGAGUGGCUCCAGUUGAUAGCAAGUCAAUCCCACGAUUGGAACUCUCCGCAGCGCUUCUUCUCACACAUCUUCUCGUCCAAGUCACCACUAGUACAGGCAUCUCCAUACCAACCUACCUGUGGACGGAUUCCACCGUCGUUCUGAGUUGGAUAUCGGCACCUGCUUCAAACUGGAAAACUUUCGUGGCGAACAGAGUGGCGGAGAUCCAAGAACAUACUGCUUCUGCUACUUGGAAUCACGUGCCGUCGGAGGACAGCCCUGCUGAUCUUUUGUCCAGAGGCAUGAGUCUACAUCAUCUGUUAAAUUGCUCUUUGUGGUGGCAUGGACCUAGAUGGGUGAAUGCUUUGGAUAUCGCUUGGCCAAAAAAUCCAGUCUCGAGAAAAGAAUGCGGUGAAGUUCCUGAGCUUCGGAAGGUUGUUUCAUUAGUAGCAACUACGCAACAAGAAGAUAUAAUCAAUCGUUAUUCACACCUUAACCGGUUGAUUCGCACCUGCGCGUGGUGGCACCGUUUCCGUGAGAAUACCCGUCGCGAAGCAAGCGUCCGUGUUAUCGGUUCGUUGUCCUCCGCGGAAAUUGACCGCGCGUUAAUCGCUCUCGUUCGUCGUGUCCAAGAAGAGCACUUUGCUCUAGAUAGGAGGCAGUUGGAGCGGAAUCAAAAGUUACACCCGAAAACGAAGCUGAGAUUCCUGAAACCGCAACUAGUUGAUGGCCUUAUUCGAGUUGGUGGCCGGUUGCAUCAUUCCGCUCUCGCCAUCGACGAAAAACAUCCCAUCGUGCUUCCGGCAAAGCAUCACCUCACCACGUUAAUUGCGAGACGUUAUCACGAGAAAACCAUGCAUGGAGGCCCUAAUUUGCUGCUGUCAACAAUUCGUCAAAGGUUCUGGCCACUUAGGGGCCGGGAAUGUGUCCGUUCAAUUGUACACGACUGUAUCACUUGCACCCGUGCUCGCCCCAGAUCGUUGGAACAGUUGAUGGGCGAUCUACCACCAGUCCGAGUAAACAAAUCCUUUCCCUUUGAAAAUGUGGGAGUGGAUUUCGCCGGACCGGUAUUCCUGAAACCACCUAAUCGGAAGGCAGGCCCUGUAAAGGGGUACGUUGCGGUAUAUGUGUGCCUUGCAGUCAAGGCGGUCCACCUAGACCUAGUUCCGGAUAUGACGACUGACGGAUUCAUCGCCAGCCUACGACGCUUCACAGGCAGACGUGGAAAACCCAGCACCAUCUACUGCGAUAACGGUCGCAAUUUUGUUGGAGCCCAACGAGAAUUAAGCGAGCUACGUAAACUCUUCCUGACACAACGCCAUCGGGAUGCCGUAACUAACGAAGGCAUCGAUAAUGACAUUCACUUUCUCUUCAUUGCACCCCGCUCUCCAUCAUUAGGAAGAAUAUGGGAGGCGGCGGUCAAAUCGAUGAAGCUGCAUCUUCGUCGCAUCAUGGGAAAUGCAAUGCUCACCAAAACCGAAUUUACGACCGCUCUCAUUCAGGUAGAAGCGGCACUCAACUCUCGUCCAAUAACUCCCAUGUCAGAGGACCCUCAGGAUUUACAACCAUUGACGCCGGGACAUUUUCUGGUAGGUAAGCCAUUAAACGCAAUACCCGAACCAGAUCUCAGCGGAAUUCCCGAAAGCCGCCUUUCUCGAUGGCAACGUGUUCAAAAUCUCAGUCAGCACUUUUGGCGACGCUGGCACCACGAAUAUCUCAACACGUUGCAGAAUCGUUAUCGUUGGACGGAAGAAACAUCAAAUCUCGCGAAGAAUGCAAUCGUGCUGCUACGAGAUGAGAAUCUUCCCCCACAGCGGUGGGCGAUCGGCAGAGUCGUUGACGUUCACCCAGGCGAAGAUGGACUGGUUCGUUUGGCAUCUGUAAAAACCAACAACGGAAUCACCCAGAGAGCAGUGAACAAAUUGUGCCUACUACCAGUGGAAGUUAGCCCGAGUGAUCUAACCCAGUCCAGAUCUAUCACACCCAUUUCAUCCCACGAGGAAAAAUAA